CCACAGUGAGGAUGCCCACUAAGAACCAACGCAGCCUGAGAUGUCAAGUUCUUCCUUUUGCCUCCACUUCCUAGCGGCUGCAACCACACAGCUCCAGAUGGCUCAGCAGUGCCUCCAAAGUGAGUAUUUUGACAACUUGCUGUACGUUUGCAAACCUUGUCACCUUCGAUGUUCCAAGGCCCCUCCUGCGCCGUGUCAGCAGUUCUGCAACGCAAGUAUAACCAGUUCAGCAAAAUCCAGCAAUGCAGUUCUCUGGACCUGCCUGGGCUUCUUCUUGAUAGUUUCUUUGGCAGUUUUCAUGUUAAUGAUCUUGUUAAAGAAGAUGAACUCAAAACCACUGAAGGAGGAAUUUAAAAACACAGGCUCAGUGUUGCUGGACAUGGCUGAUGCUGACCUGGACAGCAGGCCUGGGGAUGAUGCCAUUCUUCCAAGAAGCCUGGGCUAUACAGUGGAAGAAUGUACUUGUGAAGAAUGCACCAGGAACAAAGCCAAAGCAGACUCUGACCACAUCUUUCCGCUCCCAGCCACGGAGGAAGGUGCAACGGCUCUGGUCACCACAAAGACCGACGGUGACUGCAGGAGUCUGUCAUCUACUCCAGGCGUUGCAGUGAUGGAGAAACAAGUGUCUGCGAGAUAAACGAACUUCAUUACCGUCCACAGGACACCUCACUUCCCUUUACGAUGACCAUGUUUAUCAACUGCCAAGAGAGCCUUUGUCCUUAAACUGUGGAAACUGUAUGUUAGGUGUGUAUCUUGGUUAUAUUGUCCAGAUCUUAGCUGUGGAAAGUUCCUUGGUUUCAUGAUUAUUUUGUUUCUGUUGAAAAUUCUGAUUUGUUUUCGGGAUCAAAACGAAGUCUGUCCUAGUUAUGAAUGUUUAGUUUUCUAUUGAUCUUUCUCAGUGCAAUGCUCAGAAUGGUGUUAGUAUCCUCUAUCUCAUUUUCAUGAUUAAAUUCUUGACUC
Dipodomys ordii (Ord's kangaroo rat) is the source of this 960-nucleotide messenger RNA. It is a transcript of the gene Tnfrsf17, whose product is annotated as tumor necrosis factor receptor superfamily, member 17. The record is from RefSeq and is a predicted model, not a curated record. Lineage: Eukaryota; Metazoa; Chordata; Mammalia; Rodentia; Heteromyidae. The transcript is spliced from 4 exons. Gene Ontology annotation, molecular function: signaling receptor activity. Gene Ontology annotation, biological process: tumor necrosis factor-mediated signaling pathway. The coding region runs from base 41 to 637 and encodes 198 amino acids.